ACAUGGGCUCUUGGAUCUUCCUUGUGGCCCUCCUCCUUCAUUUAAGUACUGCAAAAGCUCUGGAGCCACAGUAUGUCCUGUUAGUACCUGCAGUAGUACAGAGCAACUCUUCAAAUGAGGCCUGUGUACAGUUCCUGAACAUCAAUGAACCAAUUUCUGUGAACAUUACAAUGGAGUACAACAUAGACAGCUAUCCUCUUUGGAAGAGGACAGUGGAGGAAAACUCCUUUUCCCACUGUAUCACUUUCAUGGUUCCUCCAGCAGUUUCUAAUCCACUAGCUUUCAUAGUGCUUUCUGCCCAGGGUUCCUCUGUCAGCUUCCAUGAAAGGAGAUCUGUGGCCAUUCGGAAUAUAAGCACUACUGUCUUUGUCCAAACAGAUAAGUCUGCCUACAAACCUAGCCAGAAAGUUUUGUUUAGAGUUGUUGCUCUGAAUCCUGAUUUCAAGCCAGUGAACCAAAUGUAUCCAUCAAUUUACAUCCAGGAUCCCAAGGGAAAUCGGAUUGCUCAGUGGCUAAAUCAAAGUGCUGCUUUUGGCAUUCUCCAGCUUGAGUUCCUAACAGUUCAAGAUGCAAACCUAGGAUCCUAUCAGAUCAUUGUUGAACAUGCUCCAAACAGAUACACCUAUCACUGGUUCAGUUUAGAAGAGUAUGUAUUGCCAAGAUAUGAGGCGACCAUCCAAGCACCAGAGAAGCUCUCUCCUUUUGAUGAGGAAUUCGAAUUAAGCAUUUGUGCUAAGUAUACCUAUGGCCAACCUGUCCAGGGAGUAGCCCAGCUCAGAGUGUGCAGACAACAUUAUUACAAUCCAAGAUGUAAUCAAGAUUCAAAUAGGAUUUGUGAAACUGUUAGUGCACAGCUGGGAAAAAAUGGCUGCGUUUCCAAGAUAAUUAGCACCAAAGUCUUCCGUCUUUACGCAGGUUUAGGUGAAAAUCGUUAUUUCUUUCUGUCACUUCAUGUAGAGGGAACUGUCACAGAAAAUGGAACAGGCAUCCAGAUUUCAAGGUCUACCUACAUUUCUAUCUACCAAGCAAGGAAAACCAUCAUGUUUGAGAACAUAGAUUCAUACUAUAGACGUGGACUCCCUUACUCUGGACAGAUCAGGCUGAGAGAUGAGGAUCACAAACCACUCGCCAAUGGUCUUAUCUUUUUAGAAUUCAAUGGGGAGACUGUGGCUAACUACACCACAGACAUAAAUGGUACUGCUCAAUUUUCCAUUGAAACUUCCAACCUCUUUGAGCCUCGCUAUAAAUUGAGAGCUUUCUAUCAAUCGGAUCAAUGCACUGACUAUGGCUGGCUGGAUGCUUACCAGCCAGAAGUAGUUUACUACAUUCAGCGCUUUUUCUCCCGAAGUGGUAGUUUUGUGAAGAUAGAACCGGUUUUGGAGGAAUUGCCAUGUGGCAAGCAAAAAUCAGUCACUGUUCAUUAUAUUCUGAAUAAAGAACAAUAUAAAGAUAUCCAGACCACUAGCGUUAACUUCUAUGCUAUUCUAGUGACCAAGGGCAAAAUAGUUGAUGGUGGUAAACAAGAAGUCAGUAUUAGGGCUGGACAAUAUAGUACGUUCUCUGUUUCACUGAACAUCACUCAGAAUCUAGCCCCAAGAACAAGGCUGCUCGUUUAUUCUGUGCAACCUUAUGGUGACAUUAUUGCUGACAGUAUUUCUCUGGAAGUUGAAAAGUGCUUCAGAAACAAGGUGAGCCUGCAGUUCUCAGAAAAGCAAGCACUACCAGCUUCUGAGAUCACCCUUCAUCUUAGUGCUGAGGCCACUUCCUUCUGUGCUGUGCGGGCUGUGGACAAGAGUGUCCUGCUGCUGAGUCCGAGAAUAGAUUUGUCUCCUGAGAAUGUAUACAACCGGAUGCCUUACCUAGACCUCUUUGGUUAUUAUCAUAAUGGGCUGAACCUUGAUGAUGGUCCUAAAGAGCCAUGUAUUGAGAUGCAUAACACCUUUUAUAACGGCUUGUACUAUAUGCCUGUAAAUGUUACCAAUGAUGGAAACGUCCAUGAUAUUUUUCAGAAUAUGGGUAUCAAGGUUUUCACCGGUUCCAGCCUACAGAAACCUGUUGUAUGUGUAAGUGACUUUGAGUGCAAGAAAAUCUCCACCGAUGAUCAUGAUCCACGUGUUGAAAAGGCUUUUAGUUCUGAUGCCUUUGCCAACAGAGUGAUCGAGACAGUGAGAACAAAUUUUCCUGAAACCUGGAUAUGGGAUAUGGUUACAAUCGAUACUACUGGGAAAACUAAUCUCUUAUACACUGUGCCUGAUACCAUCACUGAAUGGAUAGCCAACGCAUUCUGUGUUGAAAAUGAUGCUGGGUUUGGCAUCUCAAGGCCUGCCUCCCUGACAGCUUUUCAGCCAUUCUUUGUGGAAAUUACUCUCCCCUACUCUGCUGUCCGAGGAGAAGAAAUUAUUCUUAAAGCCAACAUCUUCAAUCAUCUGAACAGUUGCAUUGAGGUAACUGUUACACUAGAAGACUCUCAAGAUUUUGAAGUAGAAAAUCUGUCAACGGAGAAGGAUUUCACAAGAAUAUGUGCAGAUGAAACAAAAUCCUACAGUUGGAGAAUUAGGCUUCAAAAGCUAGGUACAGUGAAUUUCACUGUCACUGCUGAAGCCAAAGCAGGUGAGCUAACUGAGGGACGCAGGGACACAGUCAUCAAACCACUUUUGGUUGAGCCAGAAGGUGUUAAAAAGGAGGUGACCCAGAGCUCUCUAAUUUGCGCAAAAGGCACACCAGUCUCUGAAGCAGUGAUCUUGAACUUGCCUGCAAAUUUGGUGGAAGGAUCAGCCAGAGCUUCAUUUACUGUUCUUGGUGAUAUUUUGGGCACAGCCAUGAGGAACUUCGAAUAUUAUCUCCAGAUGCCAUAUGGUUGUGGGGAACAGAAUAUUGCCAUGUACCUGUCCAAUUUCGUAAUCUUAAACUAUCUGAAUAAUACAAAGCAGCUAACAGAAGAGAAAAAAUCCAGGAUAAUCGGACAUUUGAACAGUGGAUACCAGAAACAGCUGUUUUACCAACUCACAAAUGGAGCUUUCAGUACUUUUGGCAACGCAAAUGAGGGAAACCUUUGGCUCACUGCUCUAGUGUACAAGGCAUUUGCACGAACCAAGUCCCAUAUAUAUAUAUAUGAUAAUAUUUUGAACCAAGCUCUUAUUUGGAUUGCAAGCAAACAGAAGGCAGAUGGCUGCUUCGAACCAGUUGGGGGAAUAUAUAAUAAUGGCUUAAAGCAGGGAAAAAAUUAUGAUAUUCUAGUCACAGCUCACGUCACCGCAUCUCUACUGGAGAGUGGUAUUUCAAAUUCGUAUCCUGUUGUACGGAAUGGACUCUCUUGCCUGGAUGCAGCUUUGAAUGGGAAUCUUGAAAACAUCUAUGAAAAUGCUCUUAUGGCUUAUACGUAUAGUUUAGCUGGUGAAGCAGAAAAACAAAAACGUCUCUUGGAUAUUCUGAUGCAAUCUGCCACUAGAACUGGAGGUUUGUUAUACUGGGAAAGGGAGAAAAAGCCUGCAGCAGAAAUAUUCCCUUCCUUCUAUCCUCGUGCUUCAUCAGCUGAGAUUGAGAUAGCCAGUUAUGUCCUGCUCGCCCACCUGAGACAGUUGAACCUAUCCCAGGAGCAGCUGACAGAAGCCUCACAGAUGGCCCAGUGGCUGACCAGGCAGCAGAAUUACUAUGGAGGUUUCUCCUCUACUCAGGACACUCCUGUGGCUCUCCAAGCUUUAUCUGAGUAUGGAACCCUCACCUUCACAAAAGAUGCUCAAAACACUGUUGUUAUCAGUGCAGGGGAAUCUUUUAAACAACUUUUCCAGGUGGAUAGUAGCGUUAGCAUCCUAUUGCAGCAGACUACAUUGCCCAGCAUCCCAGGGAACUACAGUGUGGAAGUGAAAGGUUCUGGAUGUGUCUAUGUGCAGACAUUCUUGAGAUACAAUGUCAUCCUUCCUGAACAGGCUUCUGGAUUUAGUUUGGCUGUGGAAAUAAAAAAUGCUUCAUGUACUGGCAAUUUUUUCCCCAAAAUGGAUGUUGUGCUCACAGUCAGUUACACUGGAGAACGCAAUGUAUCCAACAUGGCCAUCAUAGAUAUGAAGAUGCUUUCUGGUUUUGUUCCAGUCCGUUCAUCUUUGGAUCAGCUCCAGAAUGAAGUUGCACGUUGGGAAAUCAGAAAUGAUCAUGUCAGCAUAUAUCUGAGAGAGGUAUCAGCAAAGGAAAUUACUCUCACAAUAACUAUAGAAGAAACCCAUCCUGUCACCAACAACAAACCAGCUCAGAUUGGUAUAUAUGAUUAUUAUGAAACAGAUGAGUAUGCCAUGGCUGAAUAUAACACACCCUGCCAAGUUUGAGCUUGGAUCCAACAAAGAAAAAGCAGGAAAAUUGGAGAAACUGUGUCUAUUUCCAGGUGAAUCACAAAAGCACCAUUCAAUCAAAUGUCCUAAUAAGAUAAUUGUGAAUAAUACAGAAGUACCUGAAAAAUCAAAUUUUUGACUGAGAACUAGCUGUAAAAUUUUCCAACUUCCAGAUUAACAGUCUGAUUUUUCUUCUUUACAAAAUAAA
Python bivittatus (Burmese python) is the source of this 4527-nucleotide messenger RNA. Its product is annotated as ovostatin-like. Lineage: Eukaryota; Metazoa; Chordata; Lepidosauria; Squamata; Pythonidae. Gene Ontology annotation, molecular function: endopeptidase inhibitor activity. The record is from RefSeq and is a predicted model, not a curated record. Gene Ontology annotation, cellular component: extracellular region.